UGAAUAUCAUGUGACCAACAAUCCUCCAAUCAAAUGACAAGGAUCCACUUAGGUGUUGUAUAAAGAGUGUUAUUCUUGGAAACCAUAAUGCCGUUCUGAUCUGGUUUCUCAACUAGACCAGGAUGAGACCGCACAACCAAUAUAGAGUCAGCUCGUGAGCAACACUGAGCGAUGAGGAGUUAGGCCAAGCGCUGGUGUAAGAUAACUGCUGUGUCAAUUUUUUUUUCUAUUUGAGAGGCGAACAUAAUAUUUGCAAAGAUGCCACAAAUUAUUCCAAUUUAUCAUCCACUUUGGGCGGUUAUAAUUACGGUCUUUGUUUCUUGGUGUACAUCUGGAGGAUCGGGUGGCUUGCCAUUGACUUGUACGAGUCCCUGUCAGCAAACGGAUUCAUCUCGUGUUUCAAGUUCACCUUUUCCACCAUGCGUUAUUAUUCCAAAUUGUUGGAAUCGGGACACCGUACCUGUAAACCAGGCACCAGGUGGCCCCAUCCAGGUUGGUAUGGGUUCUUCAUCUGUCAUAGGACCAGAUGGAAAGGUCUACCUGAAGAUCAUUCCUCAGUGGCGUGCAUCACAAGAUCGCAUAAGCCUUUUGACUGGAUAUGAAGUUAAAGUCAUGUGCAGCAGGAAUAUUUGUGCUUCACAAUAUUUCUGUUUCACAGUCUCAUUCAACAAAACCUUGACCAUCGAGGACACUCGUUCUAAUUUUACGGUGAGUUGUCAGUAUGGGAAUUUUUCCCAGCCUAGCAUGGACUACGUCAUCAUUAUCCGGAGCCUUCCAAAAAGUAAUGAUGAUUCGAACAGAGGGAGUCAGAUUGCAGCACUUCCAAGUUGUAAACAAGAACCACAGGUUGCUCUUUGCAAUAUUGACUCUCCCGAGGACUGGGUGCCACAAUACAAACCCUUCAUUACUCAGAUCAGCAAUGGUUCUGUAUUUGUUUCAUUUUGGCCCAGUACCAGUACGAAAUAUCCCCGGUACCAUGUUUUUCUUGAUGAAGUUGAUGUUAAAAAAGGUAGCAUUCCACACCGCUCUGCAGCAUACUUUGAUUCAAGUGGCAUUAUGCACUUUAAUAGUACAAUGGCCAACGAUGUAAUGAAAGAGACCAAUGAAAUCUGGUUCAUUUAG
This is a messenger RNA of Strongylocentrotus purpuratus (purple sea urchin), 1122 nucleotides long. RefSeq lists its product as uncharacterized. The record is from RefSeq and is a predicted model, not a curated record. The transcript is spliced from 8 exons. Lineage: Eukaryota; Metazoa; Echinodermata; Echinoidea; Camarodonta; Strongylocentrotidae. Bases 259 to 1122 code for a protein of 287 amino acids.